UGGGAGCUCAUUACCAUGGCAACCGCGCACCGCGCGAGACGCACCGAAGCCCCACCCAAGGCCCAGCGCCGUCUUCUCGCGAGAGCAGGCCGCGCGACCGGAAACAUUAGCGACCCCGGAAGUCCUCCCGGGCACAGCUGGUCCGUAAGAUCUCGUCCCCUUCGCCGCCCCGAGGGGUGCACUACCCGACUGGCCAUGGACGAUACCCUGUUCCAGUUAAAGUUCACAGCGAAGCAGCUAGAGAAACUGGCCAAGAAGGCAGAGAAGGACUCCAAGGCUGAGCAGGCCAAAGUGAAGAAGGCCCUUCAGCAGAAAAAUGUGGAAUGUGCCCGUGUGUAUGCUGAAAAUGCCAUCCGCAAGAAGAACGAAGGUGUAAACUGGCUCCGGAUGGCAUCCCGUGUGGAUGCAGUAGCCUCCAAGGUGCAAACAGCUGUGACCAUGAAGGGGGUGACCAAGAAUAUGGCACAGGUGACCAAGGCUCUGGACAAGGCCCUGAGUUCCAUGGAUCUUCAGAAGGUGUCUGCAGUGAUGGACAGGUUUGAGCAGCAGGUGCAGAACCUGGAUGUACACACAUCGGUCAUGGAGGAUUCUGUGAGCUCUGCCACCACGCUGACCACACCUCAGGAGCAGGUAGACAGCCUCAUUGUACAGAUUGCCGAGGAAAAUGGCUUGGAGGUCUUAGACCAGCUCAGCCAGCUUCCAGAGGGUGCUUCUGCUGUGGGCGAAAGCUCUGUGCGCAGCCAGGAGGACCAGCUGUCUCGAAGGUUGGCUGCCCUGAGGAAUUAGCACACGCUUGGCAGGUGCUACCUCUCUUGUCUCAUGAUGUACUGGAGGCUUUGGCCUCACUCUUCGCUCAACUUUCUCCAACCUUUCAUACCUGCCUUGGCUCUUCUCCAACCUGUCAGGCAGGGCACCUUACAACUGAGCCUUAGGUUGGGCAGUGGGCCUCUGUCCUGGUAUUGAAUUUGCACAAGUGUGUAGGUGACUCAUGUGACUUGUGGGCCACAGCUGGAAGAUGGCAAGCUCUGCCUGUAUGGAGUUGACAGACAGGAUUUGUUUGGCCAGCAGAUGUGUGGACUUCAGCCCAGUGCUUUGGGGUCUUCAGAUCGCAGUGAAUACCCACCUGCUGCUGCUUGCCAUGGCCACUGAGGGUCAGAGCCACUCCUUUGCCAGGCAACUCUUGGGAGCCUCUCCCCCACCUCUGCAGACGGGAAGUUCUGUUGCGUGACAGUCCUGAGUAGGUUCCUGUGGACCUUUUGUGCACCAAAAAUGUCCAGUGCCACCAACACUGACCAGGGCCUUUGCAGAUGGUUUCUCUCCUCCAUCUUGAGUUGAGUUCUUGGCUACCACUGCCAGCUGGCUGAGUCUGCCUUGGCUUGUUGUCCUUCAGCUCCCUUCCCCAGCACACAGGAACAGAACUGGCACCAAUUUCAAGUCCAGGUGUCCCCCUCCCCCCAAGAGAUCUUUACCCUUCCUCGGCAGCUGCCUCUGGAAGGACUUUGGGCUGAGCAGUCUGCCUGAUGACACCAGGCCACCAGUGGUACAGCCUUCCAGGCCAUUUUAGAGCUUCUCGCUCGAGAGUGUGAGGUUCCCCCGGCUCUUCUGCCUUCUCCAAGGGAAAGCCAGGUUGGCUCACAAAGGUAACCUGGGACAGUCACCUUUGGCUGCAAUAGCUCUUUUAUAUCCCUUUGCAUCGGGGAAGCUGGCAGGAAGCAGGUAAUGAGGCUGACUUGGGUGGCCUCAAGGCUGUGUGUACAGGCUGCUGUUUUAUUUUUCUAUCUCCUGAAGUUUACUCAUGUUCUUAAAACUCCCGGUGAUUUUGUUCUUUUGCCAAAGUAGAAAGCACACAGCAGAUGGGGUGUGUUUGUCCCAGCCCUCUUCACAAGCUGAGCACUACAGUACUGCCCACAGGGUUACAUGAAAACUUGGAGACUGUACCUGGCCUCCCUGUGUUUGUGUUUUUUCUGUUCUGCACUUUGGGGCCCCUCGGUAUUCUACAUUACAAGUUGAUGUUGGGGGUAAGGAGGGCUGCAAUUGUUGGCCCUGGGUGUGGGGACUAAGGUACAAUCUAACUAUGGGCCCUUCAGGCUCCCUGAAAUCAACAUGACAGGUGUUGAGAGUAGCUACAGUCUCUCGGGACAGCCUGUGAGCUCCCUGAGUCCUGAAGGGUGCAGGAUUUGUGGCACACUAGUAGAGUUGGGGGUGCUGGGCUGGGUUCAUCAAAAUGGUGUAUCUGCAGUUAAAAUGCUGUUGUAAGUAAAUAAACUGAUUGUUGGAGAAUUUC
Molecule: messenger RNA, 2284 nt
Organism: Phodopus roborovskii (desert hamster)
Lineage: Eukaryota; Metazoa; Chordata; Mammalia; Rodentia; Cricetidae
Gene: Chmp1a
Product: charged multivesicular body protein 1A
Exons: 7
Coding region: 16-786 (256 amino acids)
Biological process (GO): endosome transport via multivesicular body sorting pathway; late endosome to vacuole transport; protein transport
Cellular component (GO): ESCRT III complex; multivesicular body
Source: RefSeq, a predicted model, not a curated record